UCCUAAGUGCAGAACUCUGCACUUGUCCUUGUUGAACCUCAUCAGAUUUCUUUUGGCCCAAUCCUCCAAUUUGUCUAGGUCCCUCUGUAUCCUAUCCCUACCCUCCAGAAAUGGGCCACCAGAAAUCAUGUGGGGUUACCCAUUAUUUCUGGACUGCAAAGAGCUGAGAAGUUGACCCCCUUUUCUCAUAUAAACAACCACCUCUCAAAGUUGCAAUAUAUUUUGAGAUUCUCAUGGAAGUCCAUUCCAGGUGUUGUGCAAUAGCAAUUCUGGGUGUGGGUCAGAGUGUAAAAACCUGUUCUGUGUAUUCAAAAGCCCAAUUCAUUUUGGUCAAACUUCUAGAAACCCUUUUCUCUUUGUAUUUUGGGAGAGUGACGGUCCAUUCUAGAUGUUUCAGCCUGAUGGAAAGGCUUCUUGUGCUGUUUCUAGAUUCCUCAUAAACUGAUUAAAGUGGCUUUGAUUCUUUCAUUGAGGUUAGAUAUGUGGAAAGCCCAUUCGGGGUAUUUUGCAGUGCUGAGUCUCCAGGUAGUUCCAGGUUAUGGAAAGCCCAUUAAGUACUGGAAACUCCUCUCUGAGUAUUUCAUUGUUACAAAAGAGCUGUUUUAGUAGCAGUGAAUUCUCUGCCCCAAAACGGCAGAAAUCAGAAAUACAAUGGCAGUUUUCUGAUUUUUUUCUGUUCCUUAAUUCUUGGGCAAGGUCUGAUCAACUGCUAUUUUGUUUGUGAACCUGAAAAACAGGCGCUUUUGUGAAAUGUCCAAUGUAAUAUAAACUAUUCAGAUCUGUUCCAGCUUCAUUCAAAAAUAUUCUUAUGAAAAUAUGUUAUGUACAAUGGUCACAUGUAUUACUGGUGAGAUGUGUGCACUACUGGAAAAUCCUGACAGGACAGCGGUCUUAGGGAGAUUAUCCCAGUCUCUCCAUAUUCAGUCAACUUGUCUUUUGAAUGUUCCUCACAAAUUGUGAAUUAAUUAGGAGAUUAUUUGCAAUGAAAGUUUAAUUUUAAUAAUGGCAACCACCUGAGGCUCUCUGUGCUCUUGUCGGACUUCUGAGAUUUCCUCCCAUUAUUGCUCAAUAUAUUUGUCUAACCUCUUCUGUCACAGCCAUCAUCCUGUAGUUCAAAAUUGAUGGGGCUCCAAGACAGUGUCAGUCAAUGCCACAACUUAUGGAAAGUGGCGAGCCAAUGGCAUGACCCAUUUUGUCUUGCAAAAGAGGAAGUGCAAAAUACCAAUUAGUAUUUUUCUUUCAAAUUGUUCUCCAGUUGUCCUACAGCACUGACUUUUAAUUGCAUAGGUUGGCUUUCUUGGCUUGGCAACGGAGGGGUGAUCUUCAUCAUGUACAACCAACGACAUUCCCUGGACCCUCAGGACUAUCUCACCUUCAAUCUUGCUGUCUCAGAUGCAGGCAUUUCCCUCUUCGGCUAUUCAAGGGGCAUUCUAGAGCUGUUUAAUGUUCUUAGAGAUGAUGGCUUUCUAAUCACUUCAGUAUGGACAUGCAAGGUGGAUGGAUUUAUAAUACUCUUUUUUGGUCUAAUCAGUAUUAAUACUCUGACAGCCAUCAGUGUCAUCAGAUACAUUAAAGGAUGCCAGCUUCACCAAGCUCACAAAAUUGAUAGAAAAAAUAUUACAUUAACCAUGAUUGUGAUAUGGGCAACUGCUCUUUUCUGGGCCAGUGCACCACUUCUAGGGUGGGGUAGCUAUACAGACCACAAAUAUGGAACAUGUGAAAUAGACUGGAUCAAGGCAACAUUUUCUGUUGUCUAUAAGUCCUAUGUGAUUGGAGUCUUUAUAUUUGGCUUCUUUAUUCCUGUCUCCGUCAUGGUUUUCUGUUAUGUGUCCAUAAUAAAGACUGUUAAAUCAAGUCACAAGACCACAAGAGGUAAAAAAAUUAGCCAAAGGCAGCGGCUCAUGAAACGAAAUAUUACACAGGUGUCAUUUGUAAUUUGUUUUGCCUUUUUCCUGGCAUGGUCUCCUUAUGCAGUAAUCUCUAUGUGGUCAGCAUGUGGGUUUCAAGUGCCAGUGCUCACCAAUGUCCUAGCCAGCCUUUUUGCCAAAUCUGCCAGUUUUUACAACCCACUCAUCUACAUGGGAAUGAGUUCUAAAUUCCGUAAGGACGUCAGAAACCUUUUCCAGUGUCUCAACCGAGACAAGGAUUCAGCCCUACAAAUGCCAGUACAGAUGUUCAAUCAAAGAAAUGAGGCAGCUAUCCUCCUAAAACCACAGAGAGAGUUUGUGUCCAAAGUUCCUGAGGCUGAAACACCAGGCUUAGACAUGGAUUCAGUGCCCAGAGACAAUCCAAACCCUGCAUUUUGUUCUCCUGUUUCUAAUCAACUUACCACUUUUGGAGUAAAAACAAUUCAAAGGAAACAAAGUGGAUCUGGCUGAUUUUGAUCUGGAGAAGGUGAAAUAAGGACUAUUUUUUUCUCUGAAGAUUAGAUUGCCACAGCAAACAACCUUUGUCUCUUGUCCUCAUCAGUCUGCUAAUAUUUCACAGAUGUUUACAAAUGUUCUCAUGUACAAUUUCCCAAUGACUAUAAAAAGCAUAGCAACACU
Molecule: messenger RNA, 2546 nt
Organism: Chelonia mydas (Green sea turtle)
Lineage: Eukaryota; Metazoa; Chordata; Testudines; Cheloniidae
Product: opsin-5-like
Exons: 5
Coding region: 1329-2378 (349 amino acids)
Biological process (GO): G protein-coupled receptor signaling pathway
Cellular component (GO): membrane
Molecular function (GO): G protein-coupled receptor activity
Source: RefSeq, a predicted model, not a curated record